Syngnathus acus (greater pipefish) is the source of this 4032-nucleotide messenger RNA. It is a transcript of the gene nr1h3, whose product is annotated as nuclear receptor subfamily 1, group H, member 3. The record is from RefSeq and is a predicted model, not a curated record. Gene Ontology annotation, biological process: positive regulation of transcription by RNA polymerase II; negative regulation of transcription by RNA polymerase II; cell differentiation. The transcript has 11 exons. Bases 334 to 1719 code for a protein of 461 amino acids. Gene Ontology annotation, molecular function: RNA polymerase II cis-regulatory region sequence-specific DNA binding; zinc ion binding; nuclear receptor activity. Lineage: Eukaryota; Metazoa; Chordata; Actinopteri; Syngnathiformes; Syngnathidae.
UCUAUGAAAACAAAAGGUGACUGACCGAUAAGAUGCAGUGGACAUUGGACUUGAACAGAAAAUCAGUGUAAGGAUGACAGGUCACAGGAUGUUUUAUAAGCAGGAACAAGCUUUGUAGGAAGGAACUCAUCUUCUCCCUUUCUCUUAUCAAGUCAGCGAAAUUGAGCGCAAUAAGUUGCAGGGCAUUGACACCUUCAAGCCUCUUCAGUCAAAAAAGUCCUCCAUUGGCACAACCAUCUUUGACUGGCUGAGACCAUGAUGGACCUGCAAGCAAAAUAAGAUAUCAGCAUCAGAGGUAACUAGAUUUCGUUAUGUCAACCAGCUGUACAGAAGAUGUCAACGCUGCCUGUGACUGAUAUCCCAGAUGUUGGUCAUGACGAGAGUAAAGUUUUUGACGGAGCUGCGGAACUGCAACUUCAUUGCAUGGUGGAGAGCAAUGGCAGCAUGGCAAUGAAGCACGAAAGCCUGCGCUCUCUUGGUGACCUCUCCCAACCAGAUGACUUCCCUACCUCAUCUCAUAAUGGCCCAACUCCCACUGGGAUUAGCAGUCCUUUGCCAGUCGAGCUGAGUGACACUAAACCCGAUGUGGGCGACACAGCCACCAGCACAGAUGGUCAGCCGGUAAAGAGAAAAAAGGGUCCCGCCCCGAAGAUGCUGGGAAAUGAGGUGUGCAGCGUAUGCGGUGACAAGGCCUCCGGAUUCCACUACAAUGUGCUUAGCUGCGAAGGCUGCAAGGGCUUUUUUCGACGUAGUGUCAUUAAAAGUGCCCAAUACUCCUGCAAAAACAACCAACGGUGUGAAAUGGACAUGUACAUGCGGCGCAAGUGCCAGCAGUGCCGCCUGCGCAAGUGUCGUGAGGCAGGCAUGCUAGAGCAGUGUGUGCUUUCUGAGGAGCAAAUCCGUCUGAAGAAGAUGAAAAAGCAGCAGGAUGAAGAGACGGCCCGCUCGUCCGCAGUGGUUACUCCCACUCCUCCGCAGGAAGUAGCUUCACUGGAUCCUCAGCAGCAGGAAAUGAUUGAGAAGCUGGUGGCCAUGCAGAAGCAAUGCAACAAGAGAUCCUUUCUUGAUAGACCAAAAGUGACGCCAUGGCCGCAGAAUCAAGAUCUGCAAAAUCGAGAAGUGCGUCAGCAGCGUUUUGCCCACUUCACUGAGCUGGCGAUCAUGUCGGUCCAGGAGAUUGUGGAUUUUGCCAAGCAGCUUCCUGGAUUUUUAGAGCUCACGAGAGAGGACCAGAUUGCUCUAUUGAAGACGUCAACCAUAGAAAUUAUGCUGCUGGAGACAUCUCGUCGCUACAACCCUGCCAUUGACAGCAUUACAUUUCUAAAGGAUUUUAGCUACAAUAAGGAGGAUUUUGCAAAAGCAGGCCUUCAGUUUGAGUUCAUUAAUCCCAUCUUUGAGUUUUCUAAAGGAAUGAAUGACUUGCAGCUGGAUGAAGCUGAGUACGCACUGCUGAUUGCCAUCAACAUAUUUUCUGCAGAUCGGCCAAAUGUGCAAGAUCAUGAUCUUGUGGAAAGGCUCCAACAACCUUAUGUUGACGCCCUGCGCUCUUAUAUCACGAUAAAGAGACCAAAUGAUCACUUGAUGUUUCCACGCAUGCUGAUGAAGCUGGUGAGCCUUCGUACACUGAGCAGCGUGCACUCUGAACAGGUUUUUGCCCUUCGUCUCCAGGACAAGAAGCUUCCCCCGCUGCUCUCUGAAAUCUGGGAUGUCACUGAAUGACUGCAGUCCUAAUAUCACACUCCUUGGCAUGUUCAAUCUUGACACGGACGUGGCACCAGUAACAGGCUUGAACCUGUCUCAUCUGGUAAUGGACGACUUGCCGCAUUGAGCUGUUGGGCUUUUUUUGGGGAGCUUCUCAAUGCCUUUUGCUCUCAGAGUCUGAAAUGGUUUGUGUUCAGAAGGAUUUUUUUUUUUUCUCUUAAGGCCUGUUCUUCCUUUUUGUGGAUGUUGGCAUGGUUUUGCCAACAUGAAAUGCCGGCUAAUGGUUUGAAUUAUUUUUUCUGAUUCAAUAAUGUGUUAAGAGUGCGGUUUGAUUCUUUCACAGUCUGAAUGCUCUUGGCGUAUAACGGCUCUCGCUUCAUGUCAUGAUUCUAGCCAUGCUUUCAAGUUAAUUUAUUCAGUAGUCUUGCCAUUGAUGAAUUGGAAGUUUUGUUAGACGUGACCUUCUGCUGCAGUUUACGUUGAUGGUUUUACAUCCAAGUAUAAAAAAAAUUUGCGUACAUUUUGAGGCUUUUCAUUACAGAGAACAAAGUUGGUGUAGUUGCUCAGGUAAACUAAUGUGAAGUAGAGGCGUCUUUUUUUUUUUUUUUUUUUGGAUCACUCGAGUGCCCAAAGGGAUCCUUUUUAUCAAUACGGAUGCACACAAAUUAUUUAUUUUCAUAAGACGUGUGUGGAGUGCACAAGUAUCCACAAGAUUGUACAAUUAAAUACUAACCCUUAAUAAUACCAAUCUAUACAUGGUAAGAGGUGUCGUCUAAGGGAACAAAGGUGUGGAAGAAAUAGAUUUCAUAUAUGUUGGAUUGGUGGUACUUGUACUACUGCCUAAAAUUCCUUCAUGCUCAGAAAUGUCAAAUGUAGAAUAAAAUUAAAUUACCACUUUUGUCAUGAAAUAUGAAAUAUGUUUGUUUCCUCACAGAGGAAAGGUUGAUCAGAAAUUUUAUUCCACAUACUCGAGGAUACGGCGGGUGUACAAACACAUUUGUCAACACCUACUGGUAAGAUCUCAUAACUUUAUUAGGUGUGUGAAAUAGGGACAGCAACCGGACUUUAGUUAGUAUGACUACUGACUUGCAUGCGUUUAAUUCCUCUCAUGCAAUAAAGAAUUUACAUGAAGCAAAAAUAAAUCAUAGGCUAUAAAUUUAAAGAUGUUUAUUUUUACGAUUUUGGUGGGUUUUACAUUCUUCAGGAAACUAAGUCAGAGGUCACCUUUUUGCACCGCUUUAAUUGACAGUCUGUCAACUGUAUUCACAUUAAUCUCUACAUUACUGUAACUGUUGUUUCAUGGCAAAUGCCAGCAACUAUUUCAGAUUGUAUUUCAUACAACAGUGGUAAUUACUUUUUUCUGACCUUUUACGAUACUUAGCUAUAAUUUGUGAUGAUUUGAGUCAUAAAAAGACAUUUACUUUUCACAUAAGCACACAACACUUUGCAACACUUGCAGUAAAAGAGGCACUGUAUUUCGCAAUUGUAACAGGCAGGCCUGCUUUGGCUCUGCGAUUAAGCUGGAUGUUUUUUGAAUUACUUUAAUUUCUUUUUGUAUUUGAUUUCUUUUAAAUGAUCUCCCAGAUGGUCAAAAUGUUAAUAGCUUUUUUUCCAUAGCAGACAUUUGUGCUUAUCACAGUGAGAAAAGCACAGAUAUUUCAAAUAUAAUAAACAACUGAUGACUAUGUUUUAUUCAGGAUCGCUGGCAAGCUUACAAAGUAAUUAGCUGCAAUUUAAGUGGCACGGUACAAUGUGCAAUUUACAGUCAUGGAUUUAACUGCGUUAAAGGUCUUAAAUUACAUCUGUCCAAUACUUAGGGAGCAAAUGUUUCUCUUACAAACUUCAACAAAUCAGAAGAAAACCGUACUAUUUAAUCAACUUUUUCAAUCAAAUUAUUCAUUGCUCAUUUAAUUUCCUUGGUUGCAUUUGACAUUUAAUUGAUAAUAUGUAAAAGAAAUGUAUUAAAUUAUCAAAUGCUUGAUUUGAGCCAGUGGAUAAUUGACAUAUACUCCUGAUGUCUUUGGUGUCUGUCAUUUAAAGUAGUCUGUUUGGUUAUUCUAAAUGAAGCAAAAUUGGCCUCAAAAAAUACAUUUGUUUGGCUUAAGUACUGACUGCGUAGCAAAUUGUGCUGUUUAAAAUGUCAUCUCUAAUCUUGUUACGGUUUUUCUGUCUUUAAAAGGUGCAUGUGUGUGUGUGUAUAUAUAUAUAUAUAUAUAUAUACACACGUAUAGAGUUAUAUAUAUAUACAAUUAUAUUUUAAUACAUGUAAGCCCUGAGAAUCCUCUGUUUUGUAUGUAAAGUAAAUUAAAGCUGUAGUAUGACUGCUUGGAA